Messenger RNA from Pararge aegeria (speckled wood butterfly), 1666 nucleotides. It is a transcript of the gene Chd64, whose product is annotated as myophilin. Gene Ontology annotation, molecular function: protein binding. The transcript has 4 exons. Lineage: Eukaryota; Metazoa; Arthropoda; Insecta; Lepidoptera; Nymphalidae. The record is from RefSeq and is a predicted model, not a curated record. Bases 151 to 717 code for a protein of 188 amino acids.
UCAUUCAUCACACACUCACACAUUGAACCGGUCGCCUUCUCGUCGGGCCGCGCUGUUUACAUUAACAAACGAUUAUACCAUACGCGGUAACUGCACGACAACUCGUGUUUUGUGAUUUAAUUUAUUAUUAUAGUUUAGUUAACAGUUAAAAUGGCCAACAACCGGGCCGCCAAGUCUGGAUUUGCAGCUGAAGCGCAGCGGAAGAUUAACAGCAAAUACAGUGAGGAGCUCGCUGAAGAAUGCCUGGUAUGGAUCCGGCAAAUCACUGGAGAGCCAGAAAACAUAUCGGGUGACAUGGACAACUUCUAUGAAGUGCUUAAAGACGGCACGCUGCUCUGCAAACUCUCCAACGAGAUCCAGCCCGGCACUAUAAAGAAGAUCAACGAAUCCAAGAUGGCAUUUAAGUGCAUGGAGAACAUCAACGCGUUCUUGGAAUCGGCGAAGAAUUUCGGUGUCCCCGCGCAGGAGACCUUCCAAACUGUUGAUCUUUGGGAGAGACAGAAUCUCAAUUCUGUAGUUAUAUGCCUGCAAUCGCUUGGCAGAAAGGCGGGUAACUACGGUAAACCAUCCAUCGGUCCAAAAGAAGCCGAGAAGAACGUAAGGAACUUCACGGAAGAACAACUCAGGGCUGGACAAGGAGUUAUCUCUCUUCAAUAUGGCUCUAAUAAGGGAGCCACCCAAAGCGGUAUCAACUUUGGGAACACGAGACAUAUGUAAUGUGUAGUUUAAUCCGGGGACACUGAAGCCAUGUUGACCUCUUCAUACAAAUAAGUCAGAUAUUGUCGUAGUAAAAGGCGUAACAUGGCAAUUAUUGACCCGUGCUUUUGUUGUAUGUAUACACUUCUGAAAAGACGAGAUAUUGGUAACAAAAAUAAUAAUAUUAACGUACAAUUCAUUUCCCUUAGUAGAUUUUAAAAAUGUGUACGUGAGUAUGCAUGAAAUUGGCUUUUUUAUAAAGUGUUAUUAAUUAUUAAUAAUAAGCUCUGUACUUAUGAAGUAACAAUUACUUAAAGUACGUAUUUAAGGACCAUUGCAGUUGAAAUCGUGGAAUCUCUAAGUAAAAUAUUAUUGUAUGUUACGACUUACUUAAGUCCCACGUUCAAAGUAUAGCAUUUAGAUUUAUCAUUCCUGAUUCAUUCCGUAUUUUUGGAUUUAUGUUCGCUUAUUGAAAUGUAAGUUUCUUUUGAACUUACGGUGUUAAAGAUAUAACAUAAAAAAAUUUAAAAAAAAAACAUUUCCAUAUUAUUAGUUUUUAGAUUUAUGCCAAUUGAGAAUUGGAGAAUUUUAAAAUUAUAAUAAAAUAGUACAAUAAUUGAAAACUGUUCAUUUAAAUAAUUAUUGUUGUAUUUCAUUUAUUACGGAUAUUAAUAUACCUAUUUACGAUUUUGAUAUAUUGUGCCUUCUUAUCCCAUAGGGAUUCUUAUCUGCGAAGGUGACUAACAAGAAGUUUAACUAAAACUGGGUAGUUUCCAGUACCCUUAUUUAUUAAAAUUUAACUAUUCAUUCCAUAAUAUUAUUAUAUUUAUUGUGUUAGUAUACUGUGAUUAACGAUUUUUAUAAAUACGUCUAUUCUUUUAGAUAAUGUAUUUGACGAUGCGUAAGAUUUUUUUGUAAGUUCACACACUUUGUGGAAGUACGUAGAAUAAAAUAAGUAAUAUGAAAUUAA